UAGGUUUCUAUUUUGUGAAGGGAGCCUUUGAAGGUUCGAGUCCUCGUGAGUGCCUAAUUAUUUCUAAGUCAUUCCCCGGUAGCUGGUGUGGCGUGUUAAUGUUCUUAAAUUUUUAUAAAUUAAUUUUGAGAGUCGUUUUUUUAAUGAUGAGAAGAAUUUUUAAAUUUCCAAAAAAAAAUUUUUUAAUUUCCAAACAUUUAGCUUUUUUUUCAGUGUUUUCCCCAGACGCAAUCGAAUCCUUCCACAUACCCGGUUAUGACCAAGAUUUAGUUUCACUUAUACAAACUGGAAUUCUUCAACAAACACCAUCAAUUCGUUGGGAUGACAUUUCUGGAUUGGAGGAGGCUAAAAUGUUGUUAAUUGAGACUUGUAUUCUUCCAAUGGAACAUCCAGAACUCUUCCGCGGCAUUCGCCGUCCCUGGCGAGGAAUUUGUAUGUUUGGACCUCCUGGAACGGGCAAAACACUUUUGGCUAAAGCACUAGCUAAUGAAUGCAGCACAACUUUCUUUAAUGUUUCUUCGGCUACUUUAACUUCAAAAUAUAGAGGGGAAUCUGAAAAGUUGGUUAGACUUCUUUUUGAAAUUGCCCGUCAACGCGCCCCUUCAACUAUUUUUAUUGAUGAAAUCGACAGUAUUGGAUCCAAGCGUGGAACUGAUAGUGAACACGAAGCUUCCAGACGUGCAAAGUCUGAAUUAUUAAUUCAAAUGGAUGGGUGUGUUGCUGAUGAUGGAAAGACAGUCCUCGUUCUCGGUGCAACAAACUUUCCUUGGGACGUGGAUGACUCUCUUCGACGACGACUUGAAAAAAGAAUUUAUAUUCCUCUCCCUGAUUGUGCUGCUCGAUUAAAUUUGAUAGAAAAUGCUUUGACAGGGAUUGAAUUGGAUGAUGAUGUUAAAUUGAGUGAAGUUGCUGAACGUUUGGAAGGUUAUUCUGGUGCUGAUAUUACAAAUAUUUGCAGAGAUGCAGCCUUAGCCCCAAUGCGUGACUGUCUUCGUUCAACAAACAAUUUAGUAAAUGCCGAUUUCGAAGAACGUAAAGAAGCUAGAAAGAAAAUUCUUUCAAAGCCUGAUUUAACUAUUCGAAUGUGCCAUUUUGAGACAGCAAUCAAAAAAAUGAAGCCUUCAGUUACUCAAAGUACAGUUCAAAAAUAUUUAAAUUGGAUGGAGGAAUUUGGUUCAAAAUAA
Molecule: messenger RNA, 1184 nt
Organism: Meloidogyne enterolobii
Lineage: Eukaryota; Metazoa; Nematoda; Chromadorea; Rhabditida; Meloidogynidae
Source: the annotation of a GenBank genome assembly